This is a messenger RNA of Cheilinus undulatus (humphead wrasse), 2168 nucleotides long. Its product is annotated as sodium-dependent neutral amino acid transporter B(0)AT1-like. The record is from RefSeq and is a predicted model, not a curated record. NCBI's taxonomy places the organism in Eukaryota, Metazoa, Chordata, Actinopteri, Labriformes, Labridae. Gene Ontology annotation, biological process: sodium ion transmembrane transport. Bases 4 to 1881 code for a protein of 625 amino acids. The transcript is spliced from 12 exons. Gene Ontology annotation, cellular component: membrane.
ACCAUGAGGCUGGUUCUUCCAAACCCGGGGCUUGAAGACAGGAUCCCCUCUCACGAGGACCUGGAGAGGAUGGAGAAGGAGACGGCAGCAGACAGGCCCAAAUGGGACAACAAGGCCCAGUACCUUCUCACCUGUGUGGGCUUCUGUGUGGGACUGGGCAACGUGUGGAGGUUUCCCUACCUGUGUCAGAGCCAUGGGGGAGGUGCGUUUAUCAUCCCGUUUAUCAUCCUGCUUGUCUUGGAGGGCGUCCCGCUGCUGCACCUGGAGUUUGCCAUCGGCCAACGCCUUAGGAAGGGCAGCGUGGGGGCCUGGGCGGCAAUCCACCCCUACUUGACUGGAGUCGGUAUUGCAUCCAUGGCUGUCUCAUUCUUAGUGGGCAUGUACUACAACACCAUCAUCGCCUGGGUGAUGUGGUAUUUCUUCAACUCCUUCCAGGACCCCCUGCCGUGGAGUCAGUGUCCUCUCAAUAAAAACCUCACAGGUCUUGUGUCUGAAUGUGAACGCAGCACUCCGGUGGACUACUUCUGGUACAGAGAGACCCUGAACACCUCAGAGGCUAUAGAUCAGAGUGGGGGUCUGCAGUGGUGGAUGGUGGUCUGUUUGGUUACUGCUUGGAGUGUGCUCUACAUCUGCUGCAUCAGAGGGAUCGAGACCACAGGCAAGGCUGUGUACAUCACCUCCACUCUGCCUUACGUCGUCCUCACCAUCUUCCUCGUCAGAGGUCUGACUUUAAAAGGAUCAGUGGAUGGAAUCAAGUUCCUCUUCACACCAGACCUGAAUGAGUUGAUGAACCCAUCAACAUGGUUGGAUGCAGGCGCUCAGGUUUUCUACUCAUUCUCUCUGGCCUUUGGAGGUCUCAUCUCCUUCUCGAGCUACAACCCUGUUCACAAUAACUGUGAGCAGGACGCCGUCAUCAUCGCCCUGAUUAACGGCCUGACUUCUGUCUUUGCUGCUACUGUCAUUUACUCCAUCAUCGGCUUCAGAGCUACAGAGCAGUUUGAUGCCUGCCUGGAGGGGAACAUCAUGCUGCUGCUGAAUGCUUUCGACCUCGCUGAAGGGAGCAUCACAGAGAGCAACUACGAUGAAAUGCUACAAAACCUCAACAGCACGGUCUCAGGAUCACAGAUCAUUGAAGGGCUGGACCUCAGCAGCUGCAGCCUGCAGACUUUUCUCAGUGAUGGAGUGGAGGGAACCGGUCUGGCCUUCAUCGUGUUCACAGAGGCCAUCACAAAGAUGCCCUUCUCUCCUCUCUGGGCCGUUCUCUUUUUCAUUAUGCUCUUCUGCCUCGGCCUCUCCACCAUGUUCGGAGCUGUAGAGGGAGUCGUGGUUCCUCUGCAGGACCUGCAGAUCUUCCCUAAGAAGUGUCCUAAAGAAGUAGUCACAGGGCUCGUGUGCCUUGUAUCCUUCUUGAUCGCCCUCAUCUUCGCUCUGCAGUCUGGUAAUUACUGGCUAGCACUGUUUGACGGCUAUGCAGGCUCCAUCCCUCUGCUCAUUAUCGCCUUCUGUGAGAUGACGGCCGUGGUCUUCCUCUACGGGAUCGACAGGUUUAACAACGAUAUCAAGUUCAUGAUUGGGCACAAACCCAACAUCUUCUGGCAGGCCACGUGGAUCGUGAUCAGCCCUGCGAUUGUCUUAGUCAUCUUUGUGUUUUACCUCAUCACUCAAGUCAACGCCCAGCUCACGUACAUCACCUGGAAUCCCAGCUCGGUGAACUUCCCAGUGUUGGAGAAGCUGCCCUACCCCAGCUGGGUCUACGCUAUCAUCUUCAUCCUGGCCGGAGUUCCCAGUCUUCUGAUUCCAGGGGUUGCUCUGUUUAAAGUUCUCCAAAGACACUGCUGCAAGAAAAGCAACAACAAAAGUAUUUCUGAAACAGAGUACUAAGCACAAAAUAUAGUGUCAAGUAUAAGGAGCAUAUACCAGGCUCUAGGGGGGCAUAAACACCUACAUAUGUUUGAUACACAUGCUAAAACACACACAAGAGCUAGUGCAAUGUGGAUUAUUUAUUUGAAACUUUUCCUGAUAAAUUUUGCUCUAAAAUGAUAAAUUAACUUUUUUUUCCGUCAGUGUUGAUGACCAGACCACUGUAGAUAGAAGUGUUGUGUAUUUUGUGAAUGUACAUACUGAGGUUGUAUCUGAAGAAUGUUAAAUCAUUUUCAUGUGAAUAUCAC